UCUACUAAUUACAAACGUAUCUGAGUUUAUAAUAAGCAUAAUUCGACCCUAUUGCUAUCUCGCUAAAGUAGCAAUCCGCAAAUCUUAUUACGGUAUUUUCAGCAAUGUUAAAUGCGUUUUGCAUCAGCAGCUUGGAAAUUAGUCCAUAAUAAACGUCAGUUUCCUGAAAAUGGUCGCCUCGCUUUUUCUGGCUUAUGUUUUUUUUCUAAUGAAUUGACUGAAAAAUUCGAAAUUACGGCUUAAAUAUGAGUGAUAAAGAAAUUACGAUGGAAGACUUGGAAGAAACGGCCCAACAAACCGAGGAGCAGCUAGACCUGCUGGCGUGGAAGAUGGAGGGCGACAAGGACCUGGCCGUGCCCGUGGACAGCCAGGACAUGUGCGUCAUGACUCUGCUCAAGUCAGUCUCGGAGGUGCGGUCGGACUACACGGCGCUCCGCCGCGAGCUGGUCGAGGUGCAGCAACUACAGAGGGAGCUGUCCGCGCGGCUGCGGGCUCAGCUGAGGCUGGUGCAUGGCAAGUUUGCUAAACUACGGCAGAGGCUCGCGGUCGCUGACCAACACAUGCAGGCACAUCAACGAUAGACAGGAGACUAGUACAAGUUUCAAACAGUACACAAAAGUAGUAAAAGUCUCCCAGCUUUUUUUUCCGAAGGCGAGGUCCCCGACUCUAGGACUUUCUUUUUAAAAGAAGGUAUGGGGCCAAAAGUAAGGGCACUCGGGCCAUAAUUUGAAGACUCCUGGUCUAAAGGAUCUUCUUCUUAGUCGUGCACUCUUGACAGAGUGGUCGUGGUCAUGUCACGGUAUAAAGGAUCUACUAAACAGGAAUUAUACAAGAGGCACAGGUUCUCUCAAGCUUCUAUAGAUCCUAUCUCACAUAAUGCCUCUUCAAGAAGUGCCAAAAUAGUUCCCUUGCACAUCCAACGUACUCCCGCCACGGUCUUAUACUGGUGAGUACCACACUAGACCCACUAGGGUACCCUUAUGAACUUAUUACUAGUCAAAGCAUCACAGAUUUUAACUAAGAACAAUAAAUUGAUCUUUAUUAUGUAAUCGAACUAUGUGCCAAUAACUUAGUUUUAGAGUAUCAAGCACGGUUGUAGAAAAAUAUAUCUUAUUAGGCCUGAGAUAUAUUAGUAUAAAAAACUAUAGUUUACAUGUACCGUACCUACUCAUAAUGUUACUGUUCAAUUCAUCAUUGUAUCUCAGGCCUUACUUAUAGUCCUUUUUUUUUAGCAUUAGAAAGAACUUCGCAGAAAUUCGCUUGUGGUUCUAAAUCUGGCACUUUUAGCGGUAACAAUUUGAUGUAAAUUAUAUGUAUUGACCAUGCUACAUUAGAUAAUUCAAUAAUUCUUCCUAAUGCUAAAAAAAAACGAACUAUAAACUUUAAUAAUUUAGCAACCAUUUCCUAAUACACAACUGUGUAGAACACACUUAAAAUAGCGAAUUAAUAAUACGACGAUAUAAUUAUUAUGAUACUUAAAAUAUUCACACAUGGGCAUCUGCACUUUAUUACUAUAUUAAGCGCCACUUGGGGUCAUCCA
This is a messenger RNA of Cydia fagiglandana, 1540 nucleotides long. RefSeq lists its product as uncharacterized. The record is from RefSeq and is a predicted model, not a curated record. The coding region runs from base 246 to 581 and encodes 111 amino acids. The transcript has 3 exons. NCBI's taxonomy places the organism in Eukaryota, Metazoa, Arthropoda, Insecta, Lepidoptera, Tortricidae.